CCGAAGCGUUUGAGACACAAAAAAAAGGAGAAAGAAGGCAAAAAUACUUCUAACGGGAUUACUGGGAGCUUUAAUUCCUUUUUAUUGCCAAAGAGAGCCGAGUGUCGUGUGGGUUGAGAGACUGAGUGAUUCUCAUCUCGAGAUUUGAGGCUUCAUCUACCUGGACGACCCUUGAGCCUGGUCUCUCAUACCUCUGGGGGAUAACGGGAGAUUGACUUCGGAUUUAUCUUGUUUUUCAUUUGCUCCUGAGGCGUUGCAUCUAUCUGAAGGAUAGUAGAUCCAUCUACUGUACCUAAAGUACGAAGCUUUGCACAACACAUAUCAUCAUUCCUCCAACCAAAUCAACCUCUCAAAACAAAAACCAAAACUCACAAAAGCUUCAUAAACCAACAUGGCAACGCUCACUGCUCGCAUCAGCCUCAAAGGCGACGAACCAGACGGCCCAGAAGACUACCUCUCCACAUCUCUCGGCGUAAUCUUCCCCGACGACAUCACCAACCAGCACGGCGACGCAGAGCACUCCCUCAUCUACGCCUCACCAAAGCUGCCUAAGACGCUCCUCAUCGAACUCGCAGACCCCGAAGGCGAAACCGACCGGCGUCUGUUCAGCCAUUACCUCUGGAACGCAUCAUUGCUGCUGGCAGAGUUCAUCGAGCGGGACUCGCUGGAGGCCACGACUGAGGACGAGGAGAAGCAGGACAGGGGCCUCGGAGGAGACAUCAGCUUCGAUACUAGGGGUCUGCACACGCUCGAGCUGGGAGCUGGCACGGCGCUGCCCAGCAUGAUGGCCGGCCUGCUCGGCGCCGCGAGCGUCGUCGUGACGGACUAUCCCGCGCCCGCGGUCAUGAAGACGCUCCGCGAGAACGUCGCCCGCAACAUCAAGCCCGACCUCGCCCCCACCGGCAAAUCCGACCUCGUCACAACAUCCAUCCUCGUCGACGGCCACGAAUGGGGCGUCUUCGACAACGCCUCGGCUUCUUCCCCGUUCCCGUCUUCGCACGCACACCUCUCCGACCGCCUCUUCGUCGCAGACUGCCUCUGGAUGCCCUGGCAGCACGAAAACCUGCGCCGCUCCAUCGGCUACUUCCUCAAGAAGACGGCCGAGGCGCGGGCGUGGGUCGUCGCGGGCUUCCACACGGGGCGGCCCAAGAUGGCGGGCUUCUUCGAUGAGCGGGCGCUGCGCGAGGAGGGCGGCGUGGAGGUGGAGAGGAUGUGGGAGAGGGACUGCGAUGGCGUGGAGAGGGAGUGGGACAGUGAGCGAGAGGACGACAUCACGGAGAGGAAGAGGUGGCUUGUGGUUUGCGUGUUGAAGAGGUGUGAGGGGAUGGUGGAUGCUUGAGCGUUUUCGUGUUGGCAUUUGAAGAAUACACAAGAUUUUAUUGGUUUUGGUGAGUAGUGAGAUUUAAUUCUCUACUCUGCGCUGGUGAUGAGUUAUGUAUGCUAGAUACAAUGCAUUUUUUGUUUCUUUUU
Molecule: messenger RNA, 1470 nt
Organism: Trichoderma virens Gv29-8
Lineage: Eukaryota; Fungi; Ascomycota; Sordariomycetes; Hypocreales; Hypocreaceae
Exons: 1
Coding region: 392-1339 (315 amino acids)
Biological process (GO): peptidyl-lysine dimethylation
Molecular function (GO): protein-lysine N-methyltransferase activity
Source: RefSeq, a predicted model, not a curated record